UGAAGAUUCUCAGAUGCACGAGUCAUAGCGAAGGCGACGUAGAAGCUAAGAUGUGUUUGUGGUGAUGCGAUGACAGUGAUACAAUUUGUAUACAUCUGUAUUCUGGUUUUGUUUUAUUCAUGACAGAUAUGUCAAGUAAUAGCCUCGAAAUUGUUCAUGAAGGUUGGCUAAUCAAGUCUCCACCGACAAAGCCUAUUUGGAGAGCGGUGGCGCACGCAAUUGUCAAUCAUGGUAUGACGAAGAAACAGGAUAAGGACCUCUUUGGGAGAAGGAGCGUGCAGCGUUCGUGUCGAGUGGUGUAUGUGGCGCCCAUGUACUUCCCCAGUGGUGGGCUGCCUCCUGCGGAGCAGCCUUCCAAAUACCUGCACUGUGCAACCCGCUGGCGGCGUCGGUGGUUCGUGCUACGUCACUCCGGGGAGUUGCCUGGACAGUACUUCCUGGAGUACUAUGCGGACCGCAACCGGCGCAAGCUCAAGGGCAAGAUAGACCUGGACCAGUGCGAACGGGUUGAUGCAGGUUUAUCAUUUGAAAACCGUAAGGUGAAGUACCAUUACAUGUUUGAUGUCCAAACUCCGAAGAGAACGUAUUACCUUGCAGCUGACUCAGAAGAGGACAUGAACAAAUGGGUUGAAUGUGUAUGCCAAGUUUGUGGACUUAAGGCAUACCAAGAUGAUGAUGUUGAUGUGGAGGAAGCAGCAGAUGCAGUACAGCUCCCUAUGUUGCUUGUAGCUGCCGAUGGUGGUGGUGCUGCUGCUGUUGAAUGUGUGCCAGAGAUGAGGGGCAGUGCCACAAAUAUCAGUGCUACAAAUACAAGUACGAGUGCAACGGACUCGCCACCAGUAUCACCAGUUAGCACUGUCUCGGGUCCAUACAUAGCUAUUAGUGAAUGCAUAUCAGGGCAUCCACUUACAGGGCCAGAGGAUAAUCUGGACGAGCUGCUGCAGCGUGAUACUCAUAUAUUCAUGACCCGUGCCCAUUAUGGACUUGUCAACACAGAGUAUGGUACAGCUGUCCACCAAGCUCGAAGUGUGAAGGGAAAGGAACCAGAACCAUCAUCUGUUAAACCUACUAUAGUCCUUCAGAAAGCACCUGUACCUGCAGCACGCAAGCGGCAAGUGUAUGAAGAGGCACCACCCCCAGAAGUAGUAACUGGAGAAUUUUAUGACUUACCACGAAAGCUACAUCCACCAAACUUAGAUUUGCAACAGAGCAGUGGCACUGGCUUGGGAACACCACCCCACAGUCCUAACACGGAUGGAGAGAGUGUGUUCACAGAUGAUGAUACUGUUGGACCAGGUCACGGAACUACACGCAGCCUCCCAUCUGUGAACUGGGAAACUUUUCCCAGUAGUGCAGAAGCCGAUACAAUGAGUCUGCCCAGAACAACUCGCCCAUCAGACAGUUCAACAGAGGGGGAUGUUGGUUCAUGGAGUGUUGUUCGCCGCUUUGGUCGUCUAACUGUAGUUGAUAGUGAUAUACCACCUCCUGCACCACCUCGACCACCUAAGCCAUCUCACCUUACAUCAGUAGACAACAGUGCUGGGCCGAGUUACAUGAAUUUGGACAAUAUUUCCAGUCAGAGCACAGGAUCGACAGUAGUUAACAGUGACAAGGGUUCCCAGGAGCCUCCGUCACCUGUGUCACCACCUCAUACUGAUGUCAUUGUUGUAACAGACGACAUGUAUGACUUUCCAAGGUCGCAUCAGUAUCCAGUUACAGCAGGAUUAGUGUCUGGAGGUGAAGCUGAUGGGACUGGUUCUCUCUCUCGGAUGCCUUCUCUGUCAAGGCACUGUUACAGCAAUGCUGCUCCUGUACAAGUAAAUGGAGAUGUUUUUAGGUACGAUUUCCAUGAUGAUGUAGUAAACGUGCCCCUUCAAGAUGGAACUAUAGGUGACGAGCCACCAUCUCCACAGUCAGAGGGAUCCUGCUCUGGUUCUGUAGCGUCAUCAUCGACUGCAGCUGCAUAUUCCAAUUUGCCGAGUCCGAGUCCUCUUGGACAGGUGCCAACCCCACCAGCUGUGGACAGGGGCCUGAAGCCUGGCCGCAAACUGUCUGACACACUGUCUAUUGCUUCAAAUGAGCUGUCACCUGGUGCAUAUCCUGCACCACCCAGUGUGGACAGAAAGCUGAAGCCAAAUCGCAGGUUCAAGGAUAUUGUGAUAGCCGUUCCUGAAACAGGUGUUCUCAACUUGGCUUCGCCUCCAGCAUGUCGUCCAGUGAUGGAUGGGAGUCGCAGUCUCAGGAGGACACGUGCUGCUCCCAGUCCAACUCCCCCUUCUACAACAGCACCACAACUGCUGAAUGGACAACGUCAGCGAUCAGAUUAUAACACAAGUUCUGAUGAAGAUAAUCGGAGCUCGUUUGAUGAUGAUCAGAUUUCUCGAUUGCGACAUCGGUUGCCAGAGAUACAGUACCUGGAUCUGGAUCUAGAUUCUGAUACAAGUGGUAUGCAUUCUGCUCAUUUGCCAAGAUCCCCUGAGCGACCAGUUUGCACAGGAACUGUGUACAAGACAAUUGAUUUUGUGAAAACAGAAGCACUUAAUCACACUCGGCAACAUAUGGAAGAAGAAAGAAGGAGGUGUCCUUUUGAAUUAUGACCCCUGCAUAUGCAGAGGUAGCUCUGCCAGACUUCAAAACUAGAUUUUAAAAUAUUUUACUUUUUAAAAGUGCGGCGGCUGUCAUACCAUUAGAAGUAAUCAAGAAGUUUUGUACUUUCAGUCCUUAUUUGUGUGAUAAAUACCAUUGCAGCAGUAUUUCACACAGUUUCUGUUCUGUCACAGUUUACUCAGAAACCUUAGUAAAAUAUGCAGAUAUUUAUGCAUACUACAGUGCAUGAAGCAUGUGAUAACAGAAAUCAUCAUAUCAGUAUCUGUUGCAAGAUAGUGACUGACAACUGUUUCUUAGGAAUUUGUUACUUCACGUACAUUGCAGAAUGAGUGAAAUGCCCGUGUUCUCUCAUCUAUUGCAUCACUGCUUCUUGAAAUGUAACACUCUUAAGAUGGAAAUCCAGGAAUCUUCUUUCCUGGAGCUGUGCAGAUUUGCAGAAUUUUUACCUGGGGAAUAUCUGAUGUAAUUAUGUUGCAUGUUAAGAAGUCAGAUUACUGUUUAAUAGUAAAUGAGCUGGUGUCUUUUAUUGUUUUGGAUGUAAUGAAUGCAAGGGAUGAGUAAACUUAAUAAACUAGAACAAAAGUAACUAUAUGCUGUAAUUAUGAUCUCUGAAGAUGGACAAUACCAAUGCAGUGGUUACAUAUGGUGGCUCUUUAAGUGUUUCUCAGCUUGGUGCAACUCUUAAAAAUUCAUGCCACAUUGAUUCCACACAUGUGGAAGCUGUAACAUUUAUGACUUGUGUACUAGGCUUCUUUAUAGAAGAAGCUCUUCUUGGCUUCAUAGGGUUGACUAUGUAAAUCUCAAGCCUCCCUGCCUUGAAACAAUAGAGUAACAUGACUAGAAUGAAAAUCAGUUUGUGACACUGUAUCAUGGUGCAUCUGUUUCUUUCACAAAACAUUAUUUACAAAUUAAUCCACUUGUUCUGUUGGGCAUGUUACUUUCCAUCCAAGACUCUUUGGAAAUUGAGGCAUACUGAUUUGAAAUAUUUAAGUGCUCUAGUGUUGUAUAUUAGUAAUAUCCCAAUGAGUGCGACAGACCAACAGCUAAUCAUAGUGUGCUCCAUUUUGUGUCUGUAGUAAUGUGCAUACGUGUCAAUCUUCUGUGUAGUGUCUCUGAAUGACAAUAAAGCUUGUUGUUUUAUGAUUGAAAAGCUGUUGGUCAGUCUUUCAUGUGUAUAUCACCAAAAGCCUUGUUGAGUAAACAGCUGUCAUAUCUACGCUGGUUAUUAAUGCACAAAUACUUGUGAAAUGUACCAUCUUCGCACAAUUGACUCUGUUUAACAGACUGUUGACUGUUUAAUGCCACAUUGUUACAUUAAAGAAGUAAUUAUGUCAUUAUGUAUAAAAGAGUGUAGUAUUUUGUAUAGUUUUUUCUAUCUUCUUAGAAGAGAUUUUUCAUACUGAUGGCGUCAGAGUAUAGAAAUGGCUGUCAUUAAUGUAAGUACAUUUAUGUACUAUUACUUUUGUAGUGUGCCAUGAAGUGCCAUCACUUUUUAAAAGAAUUUAUUUAUGAAUGUUUGUCACAUCAGUGCCGUGUUAAAUAUUGAUAGAGAAAUCUU
Molecule: messenger RNA, 4165 nt
Organism: Schistocerca piceifrons (Central American locust)
Lineage: Eukaryota; Metazoa; Arthropoda; Insecta; Orthoptera; Acrididae
Gene: dos
Product: protein daughter of sevenless
Exons: 12
Coding region: 120-2597 (825 amino acids)
Source: RefSeq, a predicted model, not a curated record